Cryptosporidium muris RN66 is the source of this 1032-nucleotide messenger RNA. RefSeq lists its product as uncharacterized. Bases 1 to 1032 code for a protein of 343 amino acids. The record is from RefSeq and is a predicted model, not a curated record. The transcript has 2 exons. NCBI's taxonomy places the organism in Eukaryota, Apicomplexa, Conoidasida, Eucoccidiorida, Cryptosporidiidae.
AUGGUGCUACUUCUAUGCAGCCUAGCAGUGGGAUUGUUUUUUUGUGGUUACGGUGCAAGGAAGGCUAUCAGUAGUUGUAUAGGUUAUAAUAAAACAUCAACUCUCUCUAUUAACAAUACAAAAUAUUCUUAUGGAAAAGAAAAUACAAAAACAGUUGUAAUCAAAGUUAAUCCUGUGAAUAAACUUCCAAAUAAUGAAGAUGAGAAAUUUAUGAAUAAGUACUUUAUGCCUAACUGUAUUGUUUCUACUGGGUUUCCAACUAAGUAUAGACUGAACGAUAUAAUUUUUUGGAAUACAUCAAAAAUAAACUACUCUUAUUGGGGUUUGGAUUAUUUAACUAGUAGAAUAUUUGUAAUUCAUUCACAAAUAGGUACUGAAACUAGUUCUAAAGUGAACAAUUUAAACAAUGCACCCACAAUAUCCUAUAUAUCUUUAAAAUAUCCUAAUACUUCUGAAGAGAUUCUUUCUAAGGGUAAAAGCAACUUUCCUCCAUUUUGGUAUAUGGAAUGGGAAGAUAUUUCUUCAGGGUUGCUAUAUAAGCCAAUAUUUCAGCCAUGUAUAGGAAGCCUCUACACUUAUACCAGUAAAGGGAAACCCUUUUUUUUUGAUAAUUUAAAUACUGUUUUUAGUUGUAAGUUUAAGUUGAAGGCUGAUAAUAUCUCAUCAGUUGAAAUUGAUAAUGUUGCUUUUAUUAAAGUAAACCUCAAUGGUAAAGGCUCUUCUGAUAAACUGAUUCAAUUGUUCCUGCAGUUAUGUCUAUUGCGAAGUGAAAAUUUAUGGGUAGUGAGUUUCACUAGGUUUAGUAAUAAGGUAAACCCACAAUCUACCUGCAUUGAUAUGAACUCUUGGUUGUUAUAUACAAAAGAAAGUAGUUUUAUUUCAUUAGAACAUGGAAUUUGGUUUGGUAGGGACUCAAAGGGAGAGUUCCACAUUACUAAUGGAUUAUUUCAGACUGAGGUAUGCUAUCAAUCGUGGUGGACUUUAUAUGGGGGAGCUAAUUACAACCAGUUUGUGCCACAAAUUUCAAGCUAA